Molecule: messenger RNA, 2569 nt
Organism: Stegastes partitus (bicolor damselfish)
Lineage: Eukaryota; Metazoa; Chordata; Actinopteri; Pomacentridae
Product: proline-serine-threonine phosphatase-interacting protein 1-like
Exons: 15
Coding region: 156-1415 (419 amino acids)
Biological process (GO): actin filament polymerization
Cellular component (GO): cytoplasm; actin filament; plasma membrane
Molecular function (GO): actin filament binding
Source: RefSeq, a predicted model, not a curated record
UGACUUUGGGCCACUCGAGGUCUUAACUUGGUUAAGUAUCCUGCAACCCUCAACACACUUUUUUUUUGUUAAGAGGUUUUGUAUUUUAAAGAGAAGUCCUGUCAGUGAAGUUCAUUCUGAGGAACUGUGUUCAGCUCAAGGAAGUAACAGCUGAGAUGGCCCCUUUGAUGUUUAAAGACGCUUUCUGGGGGUCUGAUUUCACCUGCCACGCCGGCUAUGACGCUGUGAUCCAACGGCUACGAGAUGGGAGGCAAAUAUGCAAAGAUGUCGAGGAGCUGUUCAAGAUGAGGGCUCUAGCGGAGGAGAAAUAUGGAAAGGAGCUGGUGACUAUCGCUCGCAAAGCUGGAGGACACAUCGAGAUCAGCACGUUGAAAGCAUCCUUUGAACAAUUGAAAACACAAAUCGAGAACAUUGGGAACUUUCACAUCCAGCUAUCUGAUACCCUGAAAGAGGAGGUGAAAAAGAUUGAGACAUUCAGAGAACGUCAAAAAGAACAGAGGAAGAAGUUUGAAAGCAUCAUGGAGAAGGUUCAAAAGAAAAAGGUUUCAUUGUUUAAGAAGACCAUGGAGUCUAAGAAGAGCUACGAGGUGAGAUGCAAGGAGGCUGACGAGGUAGAAGAGGGGUCUGAGAAAGCAAAUGCUACAUCCAAAAGCUCUGAAAAGGUACGUCACAGGAUCAAGCAAUGCAGACAGGCUGCCAGUGAAGCAGAGAAGCUGUACUUUAAUAACAUUGUUCAACUAGAAGCUGUUCGCCAUGACUGGGAAGACACACACAGGAGCACAUGCGAGGUGUUCCAGCAAAUGGAGGGAGAUCGCAUCAGUUUGCUGAGGUGUGCUCUCUGGGACCACUGCAAUCACUUCUCCAUGCAGUGUGUUAAAGAUGAUGAGUUGUACGAGGAGGUGAGGAAGCUUCUGGAGCAGUGUGACAUUGACACAGACAACGACUGCUUCAUAGAGAUGAAAAAAACAGGGUCGAGGCCACCAGAUCCAGUAAUGUUUGAGAGCUACUACCAGACGGGGACAGGCAGGGACAGAAAUGGUCGAGUUCAUUUUGCAGAAAGAGAAAACAUAACAAGGAGGUGCUCCGACCCUCUACUUGGAGGCUCUGUGAGCUUCAACAAUGACAGCCCUCAGAACUCACGACCAGCACUGGCAUCUAUUGGAGAGUUUCAGAUUUCAGAUGGUGGGUAUGCACCUCUGCCAGGCCUCCAGCCAGAAGCACCUCUGCUCACAGCCCCAGUAAAUGAUGACUGCUAUGUCGUGCUUUAUGAAUACAAUGCACAGGAAGAUGAUGAACUAUCUGUGAGCAGAGGGGACGUGGUCCAAAUGUUGGAACAAGGAGAGGACGGCUGGUGGAAAGUGGAAAGGCGUGGGAUGACUGGACUGGUGCCAGGAAACUAUCUGGGCAAAAUAUAAAUAUGCAAAAGGACACACAGUCAUGUUUCUAUCACUUAGCGGGACAUGAAUCUACAUUUAUACAUUCAUUCAUUAAAGACUUACUGUAAGCCUGACCACAAUUUGCUCAACCCUGAUUCUAAACCAGUUUCAUCAUGAAAUGUAAUGAUUUACGUUGUAGGGACAAACAGAUUUGUGUCGACACAACUUGAGUAAUACGAGGACAAACACACACAUACAUAAAUAAGACAAUACAGGCACGUACUCCCAGAAAAAUGCCAUCACACACUGGAUACGUUUAAACACACAGAAGUACUGCGUCAAGGGCAAAUAAACAUGUAUAAAAACACACCACACUGAUACACACAUCUUUGUCAGGCUUCCUAGCUCAGUGCUCUGUACAAUCAUUGCUGAUAUUCAAACUUGUAGAUUUUCAGACCAUAAAUUGAAAAUCUAGCUCAGUUUACUCGGCAGUAGGUCAUUUGAUCAAUUUACAAAAUUUAAGAUACGUCUUCAUUCAUCUUUAUCUGCCUUUUUUUUUUUGUUGUUGUUGUUGUUGCUAUGUGCACCUCUUUGAUUACUGGUAUUAUUAUUUAUUUAAUGUAACUCAGCCAUGAAAAGAUAUUCUAGUGAGACCGUGCUACCUCAUGUAUGGUACGGAUUCUUAGUGUUUGCUGCCUGGUACUUCUUCUCACAGGACUGCAGAAUGUUGUCAGAAAAAGCACUGCACUUGAUGUGAUAGAUCAAGUUAGGUGCUUAAGAUAAUAAUAAAGCAGCCAUUGUCUGCUUGUGCUCACUGUUGCCUUGGAUCAUUACUGUUUUUCUUUCUCUUCCUACUUUUUGUUUUUCCAUUUAGAAAUUCUGACUAAAUUAUUAACAAACUGUGUAAAACUGUUGACUUUGGGAAUGUAGCACGUGUGUGUGUGUGUGUGAACUAGGGAACCAGAGUGGCUGUUAUAUAUACUUUUGUAGAUGUCAUUAUCUAUGACUGCUGGAUGGAUCAUAAGUUCCUAUGAAAACAGCUCAUAAGGAUCAAAAUGUAAAAAUAAGGUUAACUAAACCGAGGAAACUAUUAGCACAUAAACAUGUACAAUACAUUUCUCAUAUGACAGAUAUCAGUACAAUCAAACACAAUGUGGACGAAGUCAGAAAUAAAACAAUCCGGUUGAAAUGUA